Messenger RNA from Scylla paramamosain (green mud crab), 1035 nucleotides. Its product is annotated as putative nuclease HARBI1. Lineage: Eukaryota; Metazoa; Arthropoda; Malacostraca; Decapoda; Portunidae. The coding region runs from base 1 to 1035 and encodes 344 amino acids. The transcript has 3 exons. The record is from RefSeq and is a predicted model, not a curated record.
AUGAACCCAGCCGUUAGCAGGAAGGCGGCACAACAACGUCAGCGGCGCACCUACAGAGUGAGAAGAGAUAUUUUCGCUGAGUACGACGAUGCUGAGUUACUGAAAAGAUUCAGAUUGGACCGUGCUGGUAUUGUUGCAGUGACUGAUAUAGUGAGAGACAAGCUGCAAAGUAAAACUGAAAGAAAUAGAGCCUUGACCCCUGAGAUGGUGGCCAUCACAUUACGAUAUUUAGCCACAGGAAAAAUGCAACAGUGCAGUUGUGAUGAUUUUGGAACAACGCAGCCCACUAUCAGCCGUGCAAUAUCACAGACAAUUGAUGCACUGGCUGACCCAGAAGUAAUCUGCCAGUUCGUGGCUUUCCCUCACACCCAGCGUGAAGUGCAGCAAAAACAGGCAGAGUUCAUGCAAGUAACUCAGUUUCCCGGUGUUGUGGGAGUGAUUGAUGGCACUCAUAUAAGAAUUGUGUCUCCUCAUGUCGAUGAACAUGUAUAUGUGAACAGGAAACGCUAUCACAGCAUAAAUGUGCAAGUAGUAUUUGAUGCUCACUAUAAGAUUCUUGACAUUGUGGCAAGGUGGCCUGGCUCAGUCAACGAUGCAAGAAUACUAGAUAAGUCAGCACUCAAACUGAUGUUUGAGGAACAACAUGUACCUGCAGGAUGCUACCUUCCCGGGGACAGUGGCUAUCCCUGUAAGCAGUGGCUCCUCACUCCUUACCUUCGCCCUCAAACUGUUGCACAAGCUAAUUAUAACAGCCCCUACAAGAACCGGUCCCUGCCCCCCUUUGGGCACGCUCUCCUCCCAAGGCUAAGUCCCCGGGGCGUGGCCGCCCAAACUAACCCCCUCCUCCCAACAGUUCCAGUACCUUACGAUGCAGCCGAGGGGACUGACGCCACCACCACCACUGCCACCACCGCCACAACAAGGGUUAUUCGAGUGGGGAACAUGCUUCAGGUGUUGCCCCAAGAUGCCUCAGCCCCGCAGCCCCACUUCCCCAUGAUAGUGCAGGCAGGGAAUGUCAUACAGUUAGUCAGCUAG